Molecule: messenger RNA, 2231 nt
Organism: Scaptodrosophila lebanonensis
Lineage: Eukaryota; Metazoa; Arthropoda; Insecta; Diptera; Drosophilidae
Product: acetyl-coenzyme A transporter 1
Exons: 2
Coding region: 400-1998 (532 amino acids)
Cellular component (GO): membrane
Molecular function (GO): acetyl-CoA transmembrane transporter activity
Source: RefSeq, a predicted model, not a curated record
UGACAAAAAGUUUUCCAAUUUGUAAACAUAUAAUGUUGCAUUUUUAUAGCAACUUUUAAAAAUAUACAGGAAAAUUGCAUGGAUCAACAAGCCAAUUACUUCAAAACGGAAACUAAUAAAAACAUAGAAAGGAAAAAGAAGAAAUAUCUGAUCAGCCCCAUAAGAAACUAAACUUGAAACAUGAAUUAAAGACCAGAUGACUUCAACUACUAGUUCAAUCUAAAUGAACAAAUCUGUGCCUUGCUAAAGUGGAAAGUGAGUGUAAGUCUUAUCAUCUUGUAAACACUAUCCUCGCCAUCUCCAUGCUGGUUGGCUGACGUGUCUGUCUGUUCCGAUACCAGCUGUUUUGUUUUUGUUUUUUGAUUAGCACAGGUGCGAGCGCGCGUUAGUCUUAUAAACAUGGAAGCCCGUCGCCGUGGUCGCAGCUCCGAAGAUGAUGGCCGGCAUUUAAUGGAUUUGAAAUCCACUCACGAGUCCUCUCACGAAAAGCCAGACCUUCGUGGCGAUCGCUGCAACAUCGCCAUACUAUUGUUCUUGUACAUACUGCAGGGUAUACCAAUCGGCCUGAUUGCCGCCAUUCCAAUGUUGCUACAAAAUCGUGGAGCCAGCUACAAACAGCAGGCGGAAUUCUCAUUCGCCUACUGGCCGUUUAGUAUUAAGCUUCUGUGGGCUCCCAUUGUAGACUCCCUAUAUGUACGUCGAUUUGGACGCCGGAAGUCAUGGCUGGUUCCUGUACAGUAUUUGCUCGGUGCCUUCAUGCUUCUGUUAUCGCAGCAUGUCGAUCGCUGGCUGGGUGGCAAUGGCCUAGAGCCGAACGUGCCGCUCUUGACGCUUCUCUUCUUUAUGCUGAACUUCCUGGCCGCCACGCAGGACAUUGCCGUCGACGGAUGGGCACUUACCAUGCUCAAGCGUUGUAACGUCGGGUACGCGUCCACAUGCAACAGUGUGGGUCAGACGGCCGGUUAUUUCCUUGGAUAUGUAGUAUUCAUUGCACUUGAAUCGAAGGAUUUUUGCAACACAUACCUAAGGAGUGAGCAUGGCGCAGAAGGCAUGGUAACGUUGCCGCGUUUUUUGUGGUUUUGGGGCAUCGUUUUUGUGGUGGCCACUACCCUUGUGGCCAUUUUUAAGCGGGAAAAUGAUAUUGCCGACGAACACAUGGAGGCGCGGUAUACGGAGGAGCAUAAUCUGAAUAUUAAACAAAGCUACAAGAUUCUGUGGGACAUGGUUCGCAUGCGUCCCGUUCAAAUACUGGCGGCCAUUUUGCUCACUGUAAAGGUCUCAUUUGCUGCUUCCGAUGCUGUCACCUCACUUAAACUAAUCGAUGCAGGCGUGCCGAAGGAGAAACUGGCGUUACUUGCUAUUCCGGUGAUUCCGCUGCAGCUUGUUCUGCCAUUGGCUGUGGGCCGUUACACAAAUGGGCCCCGGCCCAUGAUAGUUUAUUUAAAGGCAAUACCAUAUAGAAUUGUGCUCGCCGCCGUGGCAUCAAUCAUCGCAUAUGCCACGCCCUACCUGAUUUCCGGGGGCACUGUGCCCGUCUCCUACUACGUGCUGUUAAUCGUUAGCUAUGGUUUCUAUCAGGUGUUCCUCUACGCUAUGUUUGUGGCAGCGAUGGCGUUCUUUGCAAAAAUAUCCGAUCCGGCUGUUGGUGGCACUUAUAUGACAUUCUUAAAUACAUUGUGCAAUCUGGGCGGCAAUUGGCCAAACACAGUGAUCCUCUGGUUGGUGGAUGUGCUCACAUGGCGGCAGUGCGUCUCAAUCGGCAACGAACAUGCGAAAGCUAUUGCGGACAAUCUUUGCUCGAAUAAGGAAGAGCAGCAGGAAUGUGCCACUGCUGGUGGCAAAUGUGAGAUUACCUUUGAUGGUUACUACAUGGAAGCGGUGGGUUGUGUCGUAUACGGCAUUAUCUGGCUAAUGGUGGUGCGUAAAUGGAUCCUCUAUCUGCAAAAUUUGCCACCACGAUCGUGGCUGGUCGUUAAGUCGAAACGUCAUCACAGGUAGCAACUAAUGGUCUGACACUAGGCUGUGUUGUUAGUUUAGUCGCUUGCUGAAAUGUGUUAGAAGAAUGACAUCGUGUGUACAAGAAGCUCUUAGUAGGACUAUUCGCAUUCUAUUUCUAGGCUAGAAAUAACCAAUCCAUAAACAAUUUAUACAAUUUUGUAGCUAAUGCAUUUCGCUCUCUUAGUGAUUGUAAAUUAUUCCACGGGAAAUAAAAUCAAAAAAUUCUUAUUGAA